This is a messenger RNA of Mucor velutinosus, 1266 nucleotides long. RefSeq lists its product as uncharacterized. The coding region runs from base 1 to 1266 and encodes 421 amino acids. The record is from RefSeq and is a predicted model, not a curated record. Lineage: Eukaryota; Fungi; Mucoromycota; Mucoromycetes; Mucorales; Mucoraceae. The transcript is spliced from 7 exons.
AUGCUGUCGGUCCAUCGCAUCAAAGAGCUGAUAUCAAAAGGAGACAUUCAGCUGGACGCACCCUAUCAGAGAGAAAUCAUCUGGGAAAGCGGCAAGAUGAGCGAAUUGAUCGAUUCCAUCAUCAAUAACUACUAUAUACCUCCAUUGCUCUUUGCUGUGCGUCGAAUCAGAGGUCAAGAGGUCCGCAUUGUCAUUGAUGGUAAACAGAGACUGACUUCGGCAAGAAGAUUUCUCAAGAACCUUCUCCCGUACGUCGACAACUCAUCGGGAAGUCCGGUUGAAAAGUACUACAUUGAACGCUUGGAUCAAGACGCUGACGAUGAAUAUGAGCAGAUCUUGAGGCAAAAACACAAGACUCCACAACAUUUUAUUACAAAAGAAGAGUUUGACAUCUUCAACCGCUUCGAAUUUGUGUGUGUGGAGUACUUGGACAUUACUGAAGACGAUGAGUUUGAAAUCUUCUCCCGUGUACAAUUGGGUGUCGCCAUCACAUCAGCAGAAAAGUUGAAAGCUACAAAUUCCAAAGUUGCAGAAAAGUGUCGACAAUUGGCAGAUGAAUACCAAGCAAUUUCGACGGUAUUACAACGCAAAGGACACGCUGCACUAUUCCAAUUGAUCGCUCAUCUCAUGCUCACCAUCAAGAAAGGCACGGAAGUGUUUGCUAGUGGAAGAGCGCUUCAAGAAUUUGUACACAGUGACGAAGUGCCGUCUGCUGAUCUGCAGGAAAAAGUGGACAUUGUACUCGAUGUGAUUAAGAGUAUUGCAACUGACAAGGAACUGAAAGCUGUCAUGGUCAAUCCCAACAUGACUGUGAGUAGCAAGAACUCGGUCAAGGCAAUAGAGUUCAUUCUGUUUGGUACUUUUAUUUCCCUAGUAGAGAGACGCAGAAGCAUUAAAAGCUACGCACGAGACUUUGAAGCAUUAAGACAACAUUUGCUAGAAACAAGAGAAGGCAAAGCUUAUUUGGGCAAAGAGGCGUUUUUAGACGCCAUGGUCUGGGUCAAUGAAAGGCUGGAAAAGGAAAACUUGGUGUCAGCUCAUGUCGCGGUGCACACGAUUCCAGAUGACGAUAACGAAGAUUUCGAUGAGUUGAAGGAAGAAGAUACUGCUAUUAUACCCAAUUCACAUAUUAUCGAUUACAACCAAACGCCCACUCCGCAGGUGUUAAAACCUCCAACUAAGAGAAGAAGGGGUAAUGGAUUGGUGGCAGUCGCUAAACGUGGAGGAAAAUUGCCCACAGGCAUCACAAGGCAAAGAGCUUUAUAA